AUUCGGAUAACUUGCAAGUGGGAUCAAAAAGAGAUACCAUCGAUGAUAAUGGGAACGAUGAGGCAGAAUACCGCGAUGCGUUAAGUGAAACCGUUAAAUUAGGAUCCGUUAAAAGUGUUCGAUUAUAUGAUCCCAAAAUGACUGAACGGGUGUGGGAAAGUUUUACGAGCAAUGCAAAAAAUUCCUUGCAAUCGAUAAGGAUAACGUUGAAUAGUCAGAAAUUAAUAGCAGAUCCAUCAACGAUUGUAUUUUUAUUUGGAAAAUAUUGUAAGAAUUUAAGAAUAUUCGAUUUUGACACAUUUAUACAUCCCAUCUCAAAGGAGUCCACGAUGAUAUUAUUGGAAAAUUGUAAAAAAUUAGAAUAUUUAGAUAUAUCAGCUUCGAGCGAAACAGUUCCAUUUUUACAUAAAUCUAAAUCAAUCAAAUCAAUAUAUUUAUCACAUACAGUAAAUGGGAAAGAUUUAAAUCAAAUGAAUGAAAGGAUGGAGAAUUUAAAAAGGUUAUCAAUUUUAAAAAUUCAGGGGAAAAGUAAUUUAUUAUUUUUGAAAAAUUUUCCAAAUUUAGAAUACUUAUCGAUCGGAGAUUUUGGUGAAAUGAAUGAAGAAGGAUUUUUAAAUGUUUCAAAGUUAAAUUUAAUCGAACUAGAAUUAGUUAAAACUCGGAACAUAUCGGAUGAAGCAUUACUCAGAUUUGGGUCAAUGAAAUCAUUAACUAAGUUUAAUAUUAGAGAUCGUUUACCUAAUGUAACGCAAGAAGGUUGGAUUAGUUUAGUUAAAAGGCCUGUCGAUUGCCCUUCUUGGCGUAUAAUAACAAUUGAUGAUGGUAGACAAAUUAAUCCUGAAUUCUUCGAAACGUUAGAACACAAUCAUCCCAAUUUAGAAUUUUUGAGAAUUAGGGGUUUUAAGUACGAUAAUCUACUAAAAGAUGAUUCUUUUGAUAAAUCGAAAUUUAAGGAAGCUUGGUGGCAUUAUAAAAAUAAUUCUUAUACUCCUACUCCUAUUAUUUAUUGGCCUAUUAGAUACAACAAGCAGAAGCCUGGUAAGAAACAAAAUCAAAUUUUGAAAAAGGAAAAUGUUUAUUCUACUUUCGAGCAAGAUGAUUCUUAUUAG
Funneliformis mosseae is the source of this 1109-nucleotide messenger RNA. The record is from the annotation of a GenBank genome assembly. NCBI's taxonomy places the organism in Eukaryota, Fungi, Glomeromycota, Glomeromycetes, Glomerales, Glomeraceae.